AUGAAAUCACAGCAGCACUGCAGAUGCGUUUGGAGCGGUUUAGUUUGGAGCGCAUUCUUCUGUACUUCAUUUCUCCUAACGGCUCCAGGUAUGUAAAAUUCUCGUUUGAAUUCAAGAAGUAUACUUUUGAGUUCGUUUGGACUUAUAAAUUUGAUGGGGGUAACGAUAAUAAAUAACCCACAACAUAACGACUAUUUACACUGGGAGCCCCUGUUAUACACACAUUAAGGUGCAAUGAUAUCGCGUAGAAUACUUAACUAAAAUCAUGAUAUAUAAUUGCUCAUUAUAGUGGGUAUUUUUACACCAAGUGUAAGUAUAAAACUAUUGGACCAAGUGUAAGACUUUACGUUAGUCUCUGGUUUGUAUUCGCAACACCACGAAACCGGAAGUCAGAAGUAAGACAAUCACGCAUGAAUGAACAAUGAAUUUAUUUAGCAUUCUUGUCCCUAUCUUUUACUGAUUCAUUGGGAUAACCACACAGCAAACAAACACAAGUAAAGUAAAUAAGAUAAGGUGUAUUUCAUUCAAAAUUCUAACGAGUAUUUUUUUCUUGAAUUUUUUACUUGAAUUCCUUACAAAUCUUUCAUGUUCACGGCCAUUUUGAGGAUUACGAAAUAUGAAACCACAUGCAUUUAAAAACUCUCAUACUGAACCUGGGUCGCCUCACCCCUGUAGUUCCUAUCCUCCACAACGGAGGCAUUUCCUGCUUUCGUACUGAAGCCUUUACCCUGUAUAUGAUGGUCUAAACGUCCAAAGUUUCCGCCAAAUGUAUUGGAAAUUACGUGACUUUAUGUCUAUUUUACGUUGAACUGAUGAUGAGUUAUGAUUGAUUGCUGAUCCGCCGAUUUCGUUGAUUGACAGUUUUAUAGAUUGAUUUAAGUUGCUUUAUGCUUUCGUGAUUCCAGUUUAGCUUAGAUUUUGGAACCAAUUAGGACAUUGUGUAAUCUUUUCUUGCAGAAUAAUUGUUUAUUAAAGAAAUCUCAAAGGCUUGAUGCGAUUGUUUCCUUCUCGACCAUAUGAAGAGGAAAUUUACAACGACUUAAAUUAUACCAUUUUAUGGAGAUGUAAACUGAAGUCACCGCAAAACGGGGACUUAAAAAAUAGUAUAAUCCAUUUAUCUCGAAACAUAAUACACAUGACUUACAGGACCUUUAUUUUCUUAAAGGUGUUUACGAACGAAGACAGUAAAUGUGAGGGGCAAAAACAGUAUUAAUAUGAAUGAACCAAAGGGUUUUACUUAAUGUAAGGGUCAAUUAUUGUGCCUUGAGAUGUGUUGCUUGAAAAGAGAGAGUUCGUGCACAUGUGAUCAGAAGUAAACGAGGGCGCAUAGUGCGUUACUUUCAGUCUAUUUAAUAUCCAAGGACUGUGAAUAGUGUUUCCAUAUUGUUUAGCUGGCACAAAAACUUCGGAGGAGUUAUAAAGCGGCAUAGUUAUCUGCCAUGAAGAAAAGUUAGUCAUGGGUGAGACAAACAGCGACCUCGAACGAAUUUUUAACUCGUAUCGGUAUCAGGUAAAAAAUGUGUUGGCGAUCGUUUCAUCUAUUUACAUUGUUUAAAGUGCGUGCUGAUGAAAGCAACAUACGAGCAAAGAUUUUAUUCCUUUGGUAUAUAUUCCUUUAAGUUAGAGACAAAUACCAAGAGGAAAAUUUUAAAGCUGAAUAUUUUUUAUCUUGUGGAAAAAAUAGUGCGUUUUCAUUUAGACUGUAGACCGCAAUUUAGUAUCGUCUAUUUAAAGUCUGAGGGUUGCAGUCAGUGAGGCCCCUGCAUCGGGAUCAAUGGACAGUUCGCUGUCUGUUUUAGUAAACUUCUGGUUUUCUUACAAUACAAUAUUCCUGUCUAGUGUAAAUCAGCCCAGUUUUGUUAUUUCCGGUUACGUCAAAUUAUAGUCACGUUAUACUGUCACGCUAUAUUUUGGGGGACAGAGGGACUGGGGGAGGGGUGCGUGGAAAUAAUGCAAAUCGUUUCCUGCUUAAAAUUAAUGGCUAACUUGUUUAUUUUUAUUCAUAAUGGUGGAAUUUAAAAGUUAUUAUACAGCCCCCACUUAAGGUACUCAUAUUUUUUGUUACGAAAGUCUUUCAAAAGGGUACGAUGUUCUGAAUGAGUUUAUGUUUCAGUCUCACAUGAGAUUUUGUUUCACGCAAUGGUCGGCGACAAGAUUUUAUGGUAGCCUGAGUGUGUAUAGCCGCCCCCUCCCCUCAGAAAAAAUAGCCCCUAGGCAGCCCAGUUAACUAAAAUUCGCUGCUUGGGUCAACGUUUGCUGGGUAUGUGCUGCUGGCCUCUCAAAACUCUUACCCCAAUAUAGGGUAAGAAAAUUUGGUUAUUUAUGCACCCAAGAAAUUUUGGUUGUGACGUAAUUGUCCGUCCGUCCGUACUUACGUACGUACGUACGUUCGCCCAUUCAUGUAAACUUGGGUGGAAUUUGCAUUUCAAGCACGCCUCGCGUUUCGGGGGCAAAUCGCAUGGCCGCCUGAACUUUUAGAGAGAAAAAAAACAACUACAAAAUAGCUGAGUCUUUCUUUGACCUUCUUUCGACUAAAUGUUGAUGUCUACAUUAGGUGGAUAACAUGCAGGGAAAGAACUAGAGCGAGAAAUAAAAAAAAAAAACAACGGAGAACAAUUUCGUCGGAAGAAGCACAUUAAAAUUUUACAGCGGCUGUGAGAAAAUGAGAAAUGCUAGCGGCCACCAAGGUGAAAAUGAGCGGCAGUGAAAAAACAAAGUGGACAGGAACACAAACAUUUCCUCCAUAAAGAGAGUGACUAGGAAGUUUCACGUUUUAGUCUUGCGAAACAACGCCAAGGAAAUGUACAAACAGGUGUGCUGCACGUGCAAAGUUGUUGUUGUUUUUUUUGCUAAUUAGACCUAUUGUUGUUGUUUUUUUACCGUUGUCCUUGUCUUCACCGUUUCUCCAGUGUUUCCUUAGUAUUACACGAUUUAUAUUUUCUUUGAUUAAACUAUAAGUAAUAUGGAGGGCUUCGCUUUUAGCCCUGGCUAAAUCUAUUAAUUAGUAAAAUCCAACUUGUGGUCCAUUUUCAAUGCUCCGUUCUGAUUUGUUGAGUUACCACUAGGCUAUAUGUUAUAGCCUACUAGUAGAGAAAAGCGCCCGCUUUUUGGCGGAAAAAAAGGAUUUAAUUCUAGCUUUAACUAGCUAAAGUUGUUUUGUCUCGAUAUUUUUGACCAACUAGUUGGAUUUUACUAAAACAAUUAUUCCUCUCGUUCUUAUGGCCUCUGAGUCAGCAGCCCAUUCGGCCUUCGGCCUCAUGGGCUAUUGACUCAGAGCCCAUUCGGGCUCGAGGAAUAAUGAUUAAAUAUUAGUCUAUUCUGUGACCAAUUAUAGACCCUAUCUGAGUCAAUUUGAGGCAAAUAUGUUUUUCGCGAUUCUAACUUGGCCACUUUCGGUUUCAACCUCGUUCCGAGGGUCCUCACCUACUCGGUCCCCGUGUGUGUGUGUGUGUGUGUGUGGAGGGGUGGGGAAGUGGGGUGCGAGUAGGAUGGGACCCCGGCAAAGAGUUUGUUUCUGUUCAUGCAUCACCUUAUAAUUAUAAGGUGAUGCAUGAACAGAAAUAUAAAGCAUUUUAACCAGGUCGGUCAUAACGAAAACACAUUUUUCAAAUUCCUAGAUGCAAAAUUUAUUUUUUUUAACCCCAGGAUCCCGAAAAUGUGCGACCCCAUACCAGAUAUUCUUGAAAAUAUAGUCAAUCCAUAUGUAAAAUGCGAUCCAUUCAGCGGCACAUCCCCAUUAGCCUAUUACUAGGAAGUACCCUCCCCGGGAGGGAUCGUAAAGUCCCUUGCUAGUAAAUCCAAUGAACGCAGCGAGUAGUAAAACGCCCUUGAUGGGUACGUGGCAACGCCUGGUUUUGAUUUAGUCCCAUUUUGAGCGUGGCUAGCAAAAUUCAAUCUACAUUAGUUGUACGCUUUAUGUUGUUUUUGACAUUUAUUUUACAUUUUUCCUGAAAUAGAUGAUUUUCACCAUUGCAAAAGGCAUGUAAUUCAUGUCAAGCAGGGACAAAUUGUGUUUAAUUGACUGCUAUUGUUGAAGGUCCUAUUGUCGGCGAAAAGUUUCUUUUUACACCACUCUUUCGUGUUAUCAUCAAGCAAAUUUUCUUACUGAUCUCCAUACAAUGCAAUAUAUAGACAAACAAGCGGCUUGGACAUAAUUGUGCCAAGAGCAACUUGAUUCCAGGGCAUGAAACGACUUUCAAGAGAUUUUGGCUCUCUAAUUUAGCGAUUGAAUCAUCUAGUGAUCUAUGGCGGAUCACAGCAUCAGUCCCACUAACUUUCACGAAGACAUACUGACAACUGGCACACCAGCGCAAGACUAGGUGAUGAUCAUGAUCUGCGCAGUGUUGAGGCGGUAGGCAUAAGAUAGUCAGAAAUUUUGGAUCGGUAGUCGGACCAAUCUUUAAAAAGCUUAAAUGCUAUUUGUCCGUUUACCUCAAAUUUCAGAGUCUUCUGCAUGUUUUCAAAACAUGUUCUGAUUGGAUAACUUUGUUUUCCAAGUGCUCUAUCUGGUAUGGUUUUCGUUCCGGUGCAAACGCUAUCCGGCAUAGUCGUGAACAUGACCUAAAUCGAGCCCAAAGCGUCGAUCGCAUUCUUAGCAUUUCAAACAAUUUUGACGGCGUUAGUUGUGCGGCAAUGACAGCAAAUAAACCUGCUAAAAAACGACCCUCACAUUCACAGUUUUUGUUUUGUUUAUUUUCUCUUUUCCAUCAUCGUUGUGGUUGCGCUGAGCUCGCUACUAGGGUUACCACGCAGUUCUUAGAGCGGUUUUCACUUGACUGUCGAAAGGGAUUGGUUUUGGGUUUGGUUUUGGUUUUACUACGCCCUUUGUUGGCUAGUGUAUUUACUUUGGUUUUGGUUUUACGACAGUCAAGUGAAAACCGCUCUAAUAUGGGACGAUUUUGCCUGAAAGCUCGACGAUUAGAUGAAAAACGCGCGGACGAAAUCGACGUUCGUAAGUACCCAUUCAGUGGCUCUGUCAUGAGGAUUUUGCCUUUUUUGGUCAAUUUUGUGCUACAAUUUAAACUUGGUGUCUCUAGCCUUGUAAAAAAUGCUCCGGUAGAGUAGUUAUGAAGAAGAUAACAAGCAAAUUUCAUCUGGGAGCACUAACCAUAGUAAUUCAGUUGUGGGGUGAUUUUUUCAGGCGUAGCAUUACAACUGAACGUGAAAAAGCUGGCCCAACGUUUUGAAGUUUCAAUCCAUAUUCAUCCUUGCCACAGACCUGCCAACUCUCACGAUUCUACCGUGAGUCUCACGAUUUUUUAACGUUUCUCAUGGCCUUUCGACAGGCCUCCCAAUCUCACGGUUUUUGGGGAAACGCCAUAGCGGUACGGGCCGGGGGGGCGAGGGGGGCUGCAGCCCCCCCAAAGUUUGGGCAACUCAGAUUUUUUGGGCAGCAAGAGAAAACUUGGGCAAAGCCAGUUUUUAAAGACGUUUCCAUGUUUUUUUAUUAUUAUUAUAUUUUGAAGACACAAAUAUUUUCUAUUUUAACCAGAAGUCGGCGUAAUAAUUCAGUUACGUUCACACGAGAGAGUGGUUGCCUAGCACGUGAUGAGUUUCUGGUUAUAAGGGAAGGGUAUCAUAUGCUGAUUUUUUUUGUUGUUGUUGGGCACUGUACUUAACUCUACUAGCUGGAGUGGGCUAUUUCCAGUCAUGAAUUGAUUAGAAUAAACUUCCGCAUAACUUUCUAGAAUCACCUCCGCUCCUAGAACAGUGUGUGGCAGAACACGCAUCAGCAAUGGGUCUGAAAGUGAAGUGGCUGACUAAUUCUCAGUUUGAAUUACGAGAAGAAUCAUAAUUUUCUUGAAAAAAUCUAUCGAGGGUUUAAAAAUUAUUCACUAAUUUGUUUAAGUAGACCGAAAUGUUUACGAAACUCCUAACAAGAUCGAGCGCUUAUCAAAUCCUUCCUUAUUAGCAAUUGGCAGGAGCUAUCUCCAUGAUCUUUCAUACACGUUUCUAAUAAGAUUGAAACUCCGUUUUCUAAACAUCAAGAUUUUCCUUAUUUAUCUUAUUUCUAACAAUAAAAACUUCAUCCCAAAAUAUCUCGAUAACGCUCUUACAGGUCCGUUUUAACUUCACGAACAUCGAGGCGACUAUUAGAGGAAAGAGCUUCCCUGAACGAUUUUGUAAGAACAGUUCCCAGUGAGAAAUAUUGCUGCAAGUAUAAUAGGUAAUGGCGUCAUUUCGUUGCUAUGACAGCUCCGAUGUCAGUGCAAUCCUGAUCAUCACAAAUUUCCCUCUUUAUCUAAUACAACUGUGGUGGCAAUUUUUUCCAAAUGCUUGUUUGUGGCGACGUAGUUUAUGCUCAAACUUGGCAGGUAUUGACUCUGAAAAACUGUAUCGAGCCACUUUCAUAUGCCAGUACGGCCUAUUUUGUUGCAUGGCCCUAGUUUCCUUUCGACUGUUUUGUAAAAAUUUGGGAAACUUGCAAGAAUUUUUUGGGCAAAUGGGAAACGCUUUGGCUUUGAAGUUGCUUAUCCGGAAUCGAACGACCCCUUGCUGUAACUUUCGUCCCAGUUAUCCCCUCAUCCCAAUCCUCAAAGUCAUCGAAGAAAAAAAAAAGGGGCAUCUUGUUACAAGAGUGACCAUGUUUAAAUAAAGAGUUUAUUCACCCGCGGCCCAAUGGAAAAAAGUUUCGUUUAAUUUGGAACGGGAAAAAUUGAAUCUCACUACUUUUUGUAGAAUCUCCAGAUUUUUUUUCUUGGGUCUCUAGGUUUUCCGUUAUCAGAGGUUGGCAAGUCUGUUGCCAUCCGUUGCAACAGACGGCAUAGGAAAUAAUUUCAAUAAAAUUAUAUUGCCUAAAUAUAGUUUUAAAUAACAAAACUGGUCCUUUAUAUUCGGAAUUCAAUUGAUGCGGACAAAAGUUUUAGCUUUAUAGAAAGAUAUUAACCCGGGAGGAGGGGGGUACUCCCUUACACAAGCCAUAUGGGUAUGUGCCGCCCCAAAGGGUAGGGUUUUUUGCGCCGUUUUGGUCUGAAAAUGGGUAUAGACUUUGCCCAUUUUGGUCUGGAAUUGGAUCUGGUUUUCGAGGAAACUACGGGAGUGUACGAACGUUUAUAUAAGUAGGAGUAAGAAAGAAAGAGAAAUACGCGAACUCGAAAUGAAUUUUAAGAAAUCUUUUAUUAUGUUGCUGCUCUUAUUUAUAUAAGUAAUGAUGACAUCAUUUCUUAGAGGCCAAGUCUGAAAACGGUCUGAAAAUGACAUUUUUUGGUCUGAAAUAGGGUAAGGAUUUGGAGAACCGGGCGGCACACCCCUACCAAGAUUCCCAGGAGUCCUCCCCCGGGGAUAAUGAUGAAUAGGGUGAUGUAGCCCCUUUCAAGUCUCAGAUACUUCUAAUCUUGUUCUUACAUGGUGGUGAAAAUUCAAGACGUAUUUGUACUUGUAUGUUUAAUUUUCUCUAGGUGUGAGAGCUCUAAAGUUCCUCCAAGAUCCUCCAUCAUUCCCGCAUACUUUUGUUGGUUUGACUUUUGACUUCAACUGCACAACAGAUGACCCCAAUGCUACAGUGUCACUUCUGUUCAAGGCUACUCAGGUUACUUGGCGUGUGUUACAGGUCUCACCAAACAAACUUCUUUUGAGGAAACAAGUGUUCACCAAAAUCAACCUUGUUCUUUCGGAUGGAGGAUACUAUAAAUGCAAGGCAACAGACCAGUCAGGUCAAACUAUUGAAUGGCCAGAACUGAUGCAGUUAUUUGUACAAACAGGUCUGUGAGAAGGUUCUAAGUAAUGACACUCUAUCCACGGUACAAGUAUAGGGUAAAAGGUUUUUUUUUUUCAAUAACCAAACGAUCCCUUUUUGGAUUUGUUAUAUUUCAAUGUUUUUGAAGGUGUUACUCAUCACUGUUAAUCAAUAGUGAACAGAAAACUUUGACACCCUUUCAAACCCCUUGGCACUUUCCGCUCCCGACUGCUCAGGAGAUGAAGAUGAUUUUUUUAACCCAGAAGUUAUUGUCAUGUAACUUCUUACAAUAUCAGUACCUUGCUCAGCAGACAUGUGAUGAGAAUAAUUAUUAGCAAAUGUAUCAUCAGCCAAAGGAUUUUAGUUUUCAUAUAACCUAUAACCCAAAAUUCUCUUAACUAGAGACCAAGGAAAUGUAUAGCAGCCAGACAGGAGAAUUUUCAGUUUGAUGUUUAUCUGUGGCUAAUGCCAUUUCUGACUUUAUGUUUAAUUGAGCAGUACUGCUAUAAGGAGAAAUAAAUUGGUUCUCACUCUUAAGGUUCAUCUCCAUCUUGAAUUGAAUUGUAAGUACAGCUGUUGUAAACAUAACAUACACUGUAAAUAAAUUCAGAUCUGAUUUGAGUUGCCCUGUUAUUAUUUUCAGACUUUUUGUUAAAUACUGGAAUAAGUUAUGAAAAUUUUGUAGAGACUAGAGUGCAUGUACAUGUAUGUAUUGAAGACAGCAUGUAAAGGUCUGCACAUUUUUUUUGCAGCUCAGUUGCCCAGGCAUUUUGUUUUGAAACCAAACAAAUCAAUCAUUGUGCUGAAAGGGCAGAGUGGGGAAGUCACAUGUGAAGCUGAAAACCCUUCAGUUUCUAAGCUAAAGUGGGAAAAGGAACAGGAUGAUAAAUCAUAUGCAGCCGUUCCCAACAGCCAAGUUAACACGUUUGAAGAUGCAAAUUAUGUGAGAGUGACCCUAAAGAUUACAAAUGCCCAGUUCGUGGACACUGGUAUAUACAAAUGCACAGUAUCAGUUCCACCUGAUAAAUCACAUUAUAAGCGGAUAAAGAUAGAUGUCAAGGGUAUGUUUGUCCUUUAUAUCAUUGUAAAGGUUACUUUUACUGUUAGUAUCUCAUCAUUUCUGCAAUACAAUGGCCCAGUGGCCAGCACAUCAGACACUCACAAUGCAGUUGUCCCCAGUCCAUGUCCUGCCCUGACCACUUGCUGGAUUUGUUUUUGGUCUUCCCAAGAUCAAUUCCUUGGCUUGUUAUUAUCCAGCUGGUUGCCCCCUGCCUGGUUAUUUUCUAUUUGCAUUAUUAUUUUGUUUCUAAUUAUUAAGAGUGCAGUCCCUGUAAACUAGCCGGACUUCCACAGUGAAAACUAACGAAAAUAGAGUUUAACACUUUACAUCAACAAUUUACAUGACUGUACAGUAUAUCACUAAUGCAACGGACAAAAAAGUGGUGAAUGCCCACAUGAUGCUCUGACGAUGGAUGAGUUCUGGCACUUGACGUGGACGACAGUUAAUGCUCUGUAUAAAACAAUACUUUUACAAUAUUUCGUGAGACAAGAUGAGUGCGACUCGCCUUUGGAAUCAUUUAGAGGACAUGACAAAUGAAAGUAACUUUAAGAAACAUUUGCUCAAGAGAUGCUUAAGGGUGAUUCCAUGUUGUGGACGUUACAUUCAGAUACUAAAAUUAACAUUUCAGAUCCCAAUUUAAAUGUCAAAAUGUUCAACCAUUAUUUUUUUAGCACGGUGACUUGUCUAAAAAUGAAGCUGUGAAAUUAUUAUUUACUUUAUUUAAUAUGUUCUAUUAUAAUAUUAUAUUCCUGCUGACCUAUAUUGUAUCAUGCAAUACCAGUCAGAUUUUUUUCUGCUAUACUGACUCCUUAAAAUGAUUCCAAAAUUACUUUUAUUACAUCUCAAGUAAAUAUUGUGAGAAAAAGACCCUCAGUUAAGUGAGGAGAUUUUUUUUUGCGAAACUGCAUGAAUCAUUCUAACUGAAAUUAUCAUUUCUUGUCUUUCGGUCUGACUUAAAUACAGAUAAAAUGUAAAUUUGCACUAAAAUUGCUCAUUGUUCACUACAUUAAGAUUAUUACAUUACAAAUUCUACUUAAAAAAUAAUACUCAUUCAAGCUGUAUGAAUAGAAAAUCAGAAGAAACAAUGAUGCUCAGUUGUUUUCCUCAAAAAGCAUACUUACAAACAGUUCUGGGCAUGCUUAACAGUACAAAACCCCUGACCAGCUACUCAAUUUCUCCUUUUCUAAUCCUCUAAAUGAAAAUUCAUUGUAGUUGAUUGUAAACAAGGUCAACUGCAAUGCCCAAGACAAUGCAUUGUAAGGUCAAGAAAAUUUAGAAAAAAGUUGAAAGAGUAUUCUAAGUUGUAUGAAGUCUAUAUGUCCGCAAUGAAAUGUCUCCAACACUUUUCAACCUAUAAUUUCUGAGUAGAGAAAGCCGACCCAGGAAAUAUUUUGAGAUUAAAAUAAAGUAUACAUCAGACUAACUGAGCAGCAUCAAUAGCACAUGAAAAUACAGUGAACUGUGUAGAGGAACUGGAAAAGGCACCUUAAUGUUGCAGACAUACGUAAUGUCCCCAGCACAAAUUCAACGUCUAUUUUCUUAGGCAAGUGCUAGUUGCUGGAUACAAUAAUUUAUGACCUAAUGAUACUGUAAGGCAAAGGUUAUACACACAUACUUUUAUGUUUAUUAUCAUGUUUUCUUAGAUGUAAAAACUUUGUUUAAAAUUUCCUUCCAAAAAUUGCAAAUAUGAUGAGAUUGAAAUUAUCCGGAAUUCAUGCCUUGUCACAUUGAGCACAUGGACAAGAUGCACGAGAUCUCAGUAAUUUCAGUAAAUUCAAACACCCCAUUAUCUCAACUUUUUGUUGGUAUAAGUUUUAUUGCACAAAAUUUUAUUUUAAAAAAUUCAAAAUUUCAUUGUCUCGUGUUGAAUUGCCCUUAAACAUUAAUGCAAGUCGCAAACAUUCUAGUAUUUCAAGGACAUUUUAAGGUACUUUUUUUCUUUUUUUAUCUCGAUUGUACUGUACUAAAUUAGGUAGCUAUUUUUGACCAUUUGUUUACCCUUAAACGUUUUUUUAUGAUAUCUUUUAUAUUUUAAAAUUAUUUGUAAAUAGUCUUGUUAUCUUUUUGGGCCCACAAUGUAGACUACUGGAUCUACCAGUAAUUGAGACAGCCAUUAAACUGAAGUUUUAUUGUUAUUGUUAUAAUUGUUAAAUUAAGUGUUACUGCCAGUAUGCUGCAGUUAAUUGCCACUGAGUAUUAAUCCAUGUAAAAUCUGUUUCAUUCAUACAUUUAGCUCUUUCAGCACCUUCAAUACAAGCCUAUACGGGACAAACAGAAGUACCAGAGGGAUCCACCAAGUAUAUCAAGUGUGAAACAGAGGGAUCUCCUAAACCAACGGUAGAUUGGUACAGAAAUGGCAAGAAAAUGAAUGUCACAAACUGCCAUUCAAACCCCCAGAGUUGUGAUAAAGUUGACUAUGAGGUUUAUGAAGAAGGAGAUGGUUCUUCUGGACUUCAUACUAUUCACACAGUUAAAGUUCUCAAAAUAAGAAGUGCACUAUAUCCAAGAGAUGUUGGUGAUUUUAAAUGUGUUGCAUCAAAUGGAGUUUCACCAGAUGCUGAGUUAAUUGUCAGCUUGGAUGUUCAAGGUAUUUAAGCAAAGAAAUAACUUUGUAGCGGAGCACGGCACGCGCGCUUUAGCGUAACCCCAUAGCUAAGAUGAUUUGGUUAAUAUCUAGUAUCCUUUCAAUAAAUUUUGGAAGUAACGGGCGCUUUCCAUUUACGAAAAAAACCCGGAAAUUUCGGUGGUAGCAAAAGUGGAAUUUCCGAUCGGUAAAAAGUUGUUCCAUUUGGUCGUAAACCCCGGUACGUGGCCGGGUGCCCGACCGUGGACCUGGAACUGGUACAAACUACAAGAAACGUCAAUGGAACACGACAUUCCGUUCGGAAAUUCCAACCGGGAAAACGGGACCACCUUUUUAGAUUUUCCACUUUUUCUGGGAAUUUUCCAGUGGGACGAACCGACGAAACGUGUUCCAUUUACCGCCGAACCGGAAAUUCCGGAAAUUUUGACUAAAUGGAAAGCGCCCAACGUUUACCGCCCGUCCGUCCGUCCGUCCGUCUGUUUGCACCACAGGGAAACCUAUAUGAAAUCUCACUCUUUCUAGCUUGUAUCACAUGGCCAUACUGUGAGCUCAGGUUUCGUCGACCCAUCUAGGCUACGUUUUUUUUUUCUUUCUCUUUUCUGCUGACAGGUUAAUGUUUUCAACUGAUCGCAGGCUCAAUUCUAAGUGGAUUUAUUUCCAAAGGUUACACAUUUAUUGUUUGCCAUAAGCCUUGACAAGGAGCCAUAUGGGCUCCUGCCUUGGCUUAAUGUAUAUUAUGAGUUUGUGAAACGAAUUUACAUAAACCCGUUCCAAAGUGACUUGAAGACGAAAACCAUAUAGAACCAAAAUGACAGUAUACCACUCCUGUAAUCAGUUUGAACGCAUAGACAAUUUUGAUGCACAACACGUUCUGAGUACCUGUAACGGCUUUUCCGUCCUUGAUGGAUGACGCGGCCAGGUGAGAAGGUCUGAAAAAUUAUAUAAGCAUAGGAAUCUACUGUUAAAAUUCUAGAAACGUAUUUUCAGCAUGAAUGUUUUAUGGCAAGAUGCGUAGUAUGUCUGUAUCCUGGUGCUUGUUUAAAGCCUUUAACAUUGUAUAUGGACCUUUCGUUUCUUUGCUAACCCUGUAAAGUAAUCGAUUUUAUUAUUUACGGACAGUUUCACCCAGAAUUGAGAAGAGGGGAUCGGAAGUAUCCAUAGAAGAAGGCAAAGAAGCUACUAUAUCUUGUCGAGUGACCAAGAGCAACCCACUGCCAACAUUCAGUUGGCAGUAUGCGGUCAUAACGUCCCUAAAGGAACAUCGGUGGAAUACUGUUCCUGGUCGGCUGAUACUUACCAAAAGCUCAACACCGUCAAGUGAAAGCAUUGUGAAAGUUGAAAAAGACCAACAAGAUGCAGAAUACCGUUGUCAAGCACACAACUCCUUGGGAAGUGAUUUUUAUACCUUUAGAUUGGCCAGACUUGGUAAGAAUAUCCCUCAUAAAGCAUUUACUUUUAUUGUCUAAUAGCCUGCAAGCAAGAUCCUCUCAGGGGGCCGAAGAGUCGUGAACUCUUUUUCGAUUUGAAGCCAAUCUGUAAAACACUAUUAAAUUUAGUUUAAAGUUUAUUUAUGAACAUGUUAGCUGAAUAAAGUAACGCAAGACUUAAUUUGCAUUUUGAAAACAAAAAACUUUUUCACUGGUUUCAUCGAUAAAGUCAAACAGACAAAGAUUUAACUGUUAAACGCUUCCAAACCGCAUUUUGUCACCUUACUCGUGUUUUUCGGCAACAGCUUGUUUCAUUAUUUGUAAAAUUUCUUUGUUUGCUACGGCCGCAAACCGGGGAGCCAUUUUGCUUGUAACUUACGCGAGUUUACGUCGUUCGCUCGGAAGAUGUGGAGGUGAAUCAGUGAAUAGCACUUGUUAGUAUUCACCAAAUCAGUGGAUAGCAAUUUUCGCGCGUUCUGGUUGGCUCCCGUACACGGAUUAUCCUUGGAUAUUCACUGUUUUGGGACGGGACUAAAAUGGCUUUUCGUUUCCCGACAGCAGCUGCUCUAAAAGAUACCAAGAAAGGGACAAAAUUUGGCUUGUCGGCGUCUACUGAUCUGUAGAAAAAAAAUUUCUUACUGAAUUUGCAACAAAAUCAUAAAAAAUGAUCCCGAAAUACUGUCAAUUGCAACGUAAACAAACUCUAACUAAAUGACGUCUUUACAAAAAGUUCCUUUUUGAUUUUUAUCCAACUGAUUUGGUAAAUACUAAAACAAUUAUCCCCCUCAGGGUCGGUUCAUAGCGCUAGAUAUAUACCUCGACGCUUCGCGUCUCGGUAUAUAUUACCACUAUUCACCUCCCCUACGGGGUAUAGUUUUAUAAUUUCCGAAUUUGAGUAGCCAAUCAGAGCGCGCGAAAAACACUCUCUUGGUUCGCCACCUCAAAGGGGCAUUUUGCAGGAGAGACGUUUACGCCUUUGAUAACGACAGAAAGUCUAUACUAAGAAGAGGUAAAAUCUGCCCGGAGUCUGUCCAGGAGCUCUGCUUGAUUGACCUAGUAAUAUUCGUGGAUUUAUUUUCUUCUUUGAAACAAGUAUUUCAGUUUUGCUACAACCCUUUGGCACAAUAACUCUGGGUCAAGACCUUACCAUGAUAGACCGAGAAAAACAAACUCGAACAAAUUUAAGUUUGGAAACCCAUGAUUUCUAGAUUAAUUAUGGAAACAUUGAUCUUUUGAUUAGCCUAAAAUGUCUUGAAGCAGUCAUUAGAUCAGGAGUAACUGAGAGCCUUAUCCAUGCACAGCAUUCAUAGUAAUUAUUACAAUGAUUGACUCAUUUUAUUUGUUUUCAUCAACAGCAAAGAAACUCACAAUUGACACUGUUAAAACUCUGACUGGGGUGAACGAAAAGUCUACCUUACACGUGUAUUGUAUUGCCACUGAUCAGAGUUAUGGGUUGCUCGAUAUUGUCUUCUUAAAAGAUGGGGAAAAAAUCCAACUGAGUAAUCCGCGUGUCAAUGUCACAUUUGAACAGCUACCGACAAAUAAAAAGCAGUUCGAUCUCACAAUAAAAAAUGUGUCACUGAAAGAUACAGGACACUAUGGAUGCACGACCGCUAAGUCAUUUCCAAAGCUUCUUAGCAGCAUAAAUAUUACAGUGAAAGGUGAGUGGGCUAUUUUAACAUUGAUUAGACAUCACUAGGAAAAACGUGUGGGGACUCCUGUUGUAAAUACUGUUUUUAUAGUAGCUAGAUCUUCUGCCAUUGGUUGGGUGCAAUUAGAGACGAGUACGAGUACGAGUACGAGAUUUUCUCAGUACUAAGUAGUGCUCGUGAAUCAGCGUCAUUUUGGCGGGAAAACUUGGUAGCCGUCGUUAGUCUAUUACGAGAUUUAGCGAAAAUGUCAAAGUGGGGAAAACAAGUUAUCAAAUGUUAAUAGAAGUUUUAUCAUUUUGCCAUCGGGAGAGGGCGUGAGCUCCCUCACUAAACGUAACAGUGCUAACUUGUCUAGUGAAAAAUGGUGAAAUGAAGCUUUCCGGGGAGUCUAUAUUUUGAGAAGACGCGAAAAAACUUCAAGUCAAAUCUCGUACUCGUAGUCUUCCUCGUCCUUAAAUCUAAAGGUCUCUAAUAUUAUUGAUAACUCCUGCAGAAUUUACCGAAAGUCAAAUAAAGUGACAAAAGGUUGUAUUAUGCAGCCAAUUAUUCGUUUUUGUACAGACUCGACUUUAAGGCUGUGAGAGGUAGCCUGAUCCUCCAUUAAGUUUCUCGAAGCGUGUCUGGGUUUUAGCUCCGCGGCGAUAUUCUAGUGUACAUGUGAGGCGAUACUAUCCGCGUAACUCCAUUAGCCAGUGCUCCAGAAGACCAGCUGUUGAACGGUGGUUUGUAUGACUUUAAACUCUUUGCUAUAGGCGGAAUCGCUCCAAAUGGUAUAGUGUAGCGGUGUCACCUCGUUAGUCGGUCAGCUUACAUGUUUCUUCAGGGGCACCCAACGGGAAAUUUUGAGAAAAAGACCUAAAAACAACAACAAAGCGUGAAUAAAGUUUUCUGAGACUAUUUUAAGCAUUUUGGGAGAUUGCUGGAAAAAAAUUAUCUGUUCCUCACUCCCAGCAAGACUGAUGGAAGAGUUCCCAGCCAGCAACCUUACAACCUGCAACCUGACUUACUGGGAAGUUUCAUAGGGCACAAUUCAGAUCUUGAGUGGUAAGCAACCCAUACAAGUAACCCGUAGCAGCUAUUCUAGACUUCAAAUCCCCUCUGACACCCUGAAUUAUCUUUUUCCCAGCAACACUUUCCUUCCAAGGACUAUUAUUUUUUUCACAUCUCCCAGCCAGCAAAAAUUUGCAUGAAGAACAGAUAUUUUGAGGAACAGAUCCAUUGGGUGCCCCUGUUUAUUUCUGGGUCUGGACAUGGCACUUAGACCAGCGGGACUACCAUCGGCAAAAUUGGUGUACUUCUUAGAGAUCAAAGUAUUCAUUUGACAGUCUUGGUGGAUUAAGUGCAGUUUCAGGUCCCGGUUCCUGAAUGAGCUGAUUAGCGCCAAUCCAGAAAUUUGAAUAUAAUUCCGUUUUUGUAUUUUACCUUCCUAUUUAUUGAUUAGGAAGAGAUAUAUUUCGUGUUAUCUUUACUGUUUCUGGGAGUAAAAGCUCAACAGUAUUUUGUUAGCUCGAGUAGAAUGUUCUUAGACAAGAAAACCUCGCUUGUAAAAAUUUGGCUUAAUCCUAGAUUAAACUUAAUAAUCUUUCGAGGAAUCGGGCCCAGAUGUUCAAAAUUGUGGCAGAUUAAAUAGACUGCAAAACAGCCAUUUUUUUUUUCUCAAAAUCAGUAAAGAAAUCGCCCCAGUCUCGCUCUCUGUUUUCAGUCUCGUUCCAGACCUUUUGUUUGACUGCUCGUGCGUACUUGAAUACGCAAAAAUACGGACUGUUUUGCAGUCUACAGAUUAAAGCAAGUUUAUUGCUUUCAAUAUUGUCUCAGCUUGUAUGAAGGUGUGACUUGAAUCAUCUAUAUUGGUUAUGAGGUGAUUUAUUUAGGUUUCUGGCAAACUGCCCACCUACCCCUUCCCUAAGCAAACAUUAACCCGUACUUCUUGCUGAGGGCAAAAUGAUGGCUUAGGGGAGAGGUAGGUGGGCAGUUUCCCAGAACCUAAAUUGAUCCAUCUUGUCAAAGUCCAGACAGUUCUUUCACCAACUUUUAGUGUUCAAUGUAAAAGUACGAAUUCAUGGAACUAUGGGCAAAAGCAUUGGGAAUACCGUAAAAUUUCGAAAAUAAACCCAUCUUUGUAUAACCCUGUCCAAAUAUAAGCCCCCCAAUCUCAUAACGCAAAAAAACCCGCCGUUAAAUCGCCCCUCCAAAUAUAAGCCACCGAGAACCAUAUAAAGUGCCCUCAAUUGCAAAAGUAAAACAAAAGCAAAAACGAUAAUUUUCCUUCUCUGAAGCAACCCCAAUCAGUUUUGGAAACUCAAAUUUCCCUACAUGAAUAAGUCCUCAGACACCAAGUCUCUCAAAACAGACGCUUUGAAAAUUUAAGCCACAGGAACAUUUUCAGAAAUUUUGCUGUAUUUUUCAAAAAUAUAGACCUGCCACUCCUUAACUAUGCUGGGUGGAUGUGUGGACUAUACUGCAGGGAGUUCCAAUGUGGCCAGUCAGCUAACCUUAACUGAUUGGAGUGAAUACUACUCCCGAGGCUGGCAAACAAUGAGCGCCCAUUCCAGAUCAAGUUGUGUCAUACCAGUUACUUAUUUGUUGAUUCAUCUUUAUAUCUUCCCCAUAAGAGCCCUUGUCAAAGGGUGGAGCCUUGAUCACGCUUUGGGGGCGGCGAGGGAUGGAGAGGGGUUGCAGGUCCUCCAGUCCUGGGUGAUUCUGCCUCUGGUGGCACAAUUAAAUUUCCUCACCCCAUCACUCAAAGGCAGAUUCCCAACCCAAGAAAUACAUUUAAAAUCGCUAUUUUAAUUAAAAAAUUAAUAUGUAUUUUUGCCUUCACAGCUCUGAAAGCACCACACAUUUCUGAUAUACCUGACGUGAGAGUUGUUCAAAAAACACAAGGUGGUAACGCGGAGUUGCAUUGUGAUGUUACUGGUAACCCAGAACCCUCAAUCACGUGGUACUUCUCUAAGAAUGGAAAAAUAAAAGAAAUAAACAGGGAGAAAGAUGACCUGGAUGGCGAUAAGGAUAACUGCAAGAGGCGGAAAAGCGGUUAUUACUUCUUGCAGCCUGUUAAUCCACGUGUGCUUGUGAUUUGCAAUCCACAAUUUGAACAUCAUGAAGGAAAGUAUUGGUGUCGUGCUAAUAACACGGAAGGAAGCCAGAAUAGGUCUGCAUUUGUCAAUGUGAAGAGUAAGCAAUUGCCUUGAAUUUUAUUUGGUUAAUUUUUUUAAAUAUCUUACUAUGUUUAAAAAAAAUCUCAAUUUAAAACGUUAUACAGCUAUCCCGCAAAGGAGACUAGAUUAAUAACGAAGGAGGGGGGAGGGGGGGUCAAGGUAUAUGUUGCGGCUCAAUUUUAUCCUUGGUUUAAUAAAUUUUAUAAUUUUCCUUUAUUUUGGGGUAUGGUAAUAUAUGAUAAUGAGUUGGAAACAAAAAAAUACAGUGAAACCUCUAUUAAGCGGACCCCCAAUUAAAGCUAAUUAAGUGGACACCCUCUAUUCAGCGGACACUAAGCGGGGCCCCGAAAUUAGCGUCUUAUAUUUCCCUUUAUAACGAGCCCGUAUUCAGCGGACACCUCUAUUAAGCGGACGCGGACACUAAAGUAAAUUGGCUAAUUUCUACUCGUUAAUAAUCUCUAUUAAGCGGACACCGGACCGAAUUGACAAUACUAGUAUUAGAUUACGUCCUUGAAAUACGUACUGUAGUCGAUUAAUAAAGAUAAAUCAUUACAUUUAGUUGUCAAUAAAAUGUAGAUUAGACCUUAAGUCUUGCACAAAGUAUAACACAGCUUCCUUAGCUUCCUUAACAACAUGGAAGUUUAUCACAGUACAGAGUAACCGUUGAAAGUUAAUCGUUAACAAACAUUGUGCAAUUUUUACAAGCGGACACCCUCUAUUAAGCGGACACUUGGGAAGGUCCCGAAGGUGUCCGCUUAAUAGAGGUUUCACUGUAAUAAAAUUUAAAUCUUAAGGAUAAAAUUGAGCCACAACACAUACAUCAAUACAAAUAAUCAUCUUUGCAUAAAUUGGUUUGUAUAUAUAGACUGUAACACUAGGCGGUUGGAUAAAAAUGAAAAAAUAUUGUAAAUAAUUAUAAAAGUCGUCAAUUGGAAAUAGCUUUGUUUACUUUUUAACUAAGAAUGUUUAUAUUUUAGUGCUAAUUCAGUAAGAGCCACUGACAAGCCAAGUUCAAGUUGGUAUUAAGGUUUCUUCAUUAUAUAGUCAUAAAAUUUGUUCUUUCUUAACUUUCGAUAAACAAGACACUAUUUUGACUCCCAUCAACAAAAAAAUAGCCACGGUUUAUUGCCAUCAAAACGUGCGAACACUGCUAUCCAGUGAAUUGGUAAAUAAUCAUUAUUACUGUUGUUUGAAAUGCAACAGCAUGUUUGAAAUAGUAAUCAUUUUCAUCAUCAUUCUGAUGAUUCGUCUUAUUUUAUCAGUGGCACCAGUCAUAACUGAACCUGAGGAAGGCUACGCACAUCUUUCACUCAAGAUUGGUGAACCACUGAACAUAAGCUGUGUGGCGGUAGGGAAUCCUGCUCCCAGUGUCACGUGGUUAAAGAAUAGUACAGGAAAGGCAGUCUCACCAACCUCAAUCAACUCCCAGCGAUUGAUCAUUAAAUCAAUGGAAGACAAGGAUUUUGGACUCUAUAGUUGCAUUGCCAGUAAUAAUUUGAGCCAUACGAUGGCUUCCGUUGACAUCAAGAAAAGUACGUUCAUUUCACAUUUUGGUGCAUACAUAGUUUGAUUGCAGAGGUGAAGUUUCUCUGAAAUAUGUUUCAUGAGCACCUGAGUUUGCUAGCGGUUAUUUCCUUCACUUCUUUUGUUUAAAGAAAAUUUAAAAAAUUAGAGGGAAAUUGUUUUUUUCUUAUUUUCAUAAAAAACGUUAUUGCCUUGUAGCCGUUGAUCGGUUUUUAAGAAGGGAUUUAGGAUUAAUUAACUGCCCACCUACAACUCCCCUAAGCCAACAUUUUGCUUUAAGUGAGAAGUAAGUGUUAAUGUUAGCUGAGGGGAGGGGUGGUGGGCAGUUUCCCAGAAACCUAAAUUGAACCCUGAUUUAAACCCUUUUUUCUCCAGGUGUGCCAACCGCCCUCUUUCCCUACCCCUCCCCCUCCCCCAGCAAAAGCUUGGAUUUUUAACUUUAAUUCAGUUUUAUUAAACAGCAGUUCAAGGCCUCAUUCAAUUUUCAAUUUAGACUUAGUAGGUACAAACAAAUUGAAUUAAUCGAUGGCAUCAAUGCAAGCAAUUAAAUCAAUGAUUUUAAAAUAGGUAAUCGUAAAUUUUGUACUCACUAGUCUCAUAACUAAGACGAUAACUGCAACUUCCAGAAAGUAAUUAAAAGUAGUACCAUAUUGCCAAAUAGAUUCUUGUGCUAAAAAUAUCCUUAAUAAGGCACGCGACAAUUAGUGACUCCGAUCAUCAUUCAAAGUUAUUAAACUUAUACCCAAGAAGACUAUCCUUAAGUUAUUUUGUGCUAUAUUGAAAGCUUAAGAAAUUAGACUAACCCCCCGUCCCCGCUGUUUUUGAGGAAUUAGAUAGAAGACCCAUGCCUUAAUUUUCUUGAGUUCCACUCAAAUAUCAAGGAGAGUGCGACAGCCGCCAUUGUUAUGGAAAAUUAGCCAGGUGGUUUAAAACAGUCAGUGAUGGUGAGAUAUCUUUCAAUAAAUGAUAAAUUUAUCUUUUUUCCUCUUUUCCAGAGGAAUCAAUUCCAGUUGUUCUUGAUGGUGGACUAAGCACUGGUACGCUGGUGGGCAUUGCUACUGGUGUGAGUGUAUUUGUUCUUAUCUUGCUAGUGGUGUGUUGUUGUCUGUAUCAUCGGCAGAAGAAGCAGAUAGAUGAGUAUAAGCAGCUUUAUUUCCUGAAGACAUCAUCAGACUACAAGGUAUAUCGCAAUUUAUGAUCAAUUGUACUUUCUCUCGGUAUAAUUAUACUUCUUUGUUUAAAAGUGUGUAACUAUUUCUGUUGCUUUUCCUCCUCCACCACUACCACCACCCUCUCCGGCGGAAAAACAAUAGAAAUGUGGUGGUGGUGGCAAAGGGAAACAAUAGACAUGUGAUGAUGGUGGUGGAGGCUAAACAGUAGAAAUGUGAUGAUGGUGGUGUUGGUGGUGGUGGCAGUGGAGGUGGUAGUGAAGGGAAACAUUAUAACUAGACGGUGGUUGUAGAGGUGGAUGGAAAACGAUGGAGGUGUAAUGGUGGUGGUGGUGGUAUUUAGCUUCACUAUUCACAAUUGAUAUCAUUACAAAUAAACUGUGUUGGAACGAAUGCGGUUGUAGGUUCAAUGUGGAGUCGAUGUAAGGACGAUUUAGGGUCGAUUUGGGGUCAAUGAGGGGCGAUGUGAGGUCGAUAUAGGUUCCAUAAUGUGUGGGUGGCGGAGAAGGGAAAACAAUAGAAAUGUGGUGGUGGUGGUGGGAAUUAAAGUAAUGGAAAUGCGGAGAAGCAAGAAGGGAAUGAAAGAAAGAAGUAGAAGAAAGAGGAGGAUUUCCUUCUUUGUCAUUAAAUAUGCACAAUUUGCGCGCCAAGAAUCAGUGAACCGGAACUGGAACAAUUUGUUGGACAAUGAAAGCGGCAGGAAAUAGAACUUGAAUGUAUAAUUUAAAUUACUUUACAACUCAAUGACUUUAAAUUACUAGCGAGUUAGAGCUUAUUACUUCGGCAAACUGAAUCAACCAAUGAAUACUUUUCUCACAGUUUCAGUCAGCCAAUUAAAAAGCAAGCCCUUCACUGAUCGACUUAGGAAAAAACUAUAAAACCCGUCCAUCGGAUUUAACUACUUAAAUAUAGCGCAUGAUCUUAUCUUAAUGAGAAUCUACCAAAUUUUGUUCAUGGGAGAAAGACAAAAGGCAAUGACGUCAUCGGCGUUAAUGUUUCCAUCAUAAAUUGAUGAGAUUCUCCCCCAAGAAGGUUAAUUUUGGUGCCUACUAUACUCCUCACUUACCUACCUAACUAUCCACCUACCUAACAAGCUACCUAACCACCUACCUACCUAGCUUCCUCACUGCCUCUUUACCUACUCACCUAACUACCUGAUUCGACAAGUAUUUUUCCUGAAAACGUGCUCCAGGAGAUUAAAAAACAGACAGCUCAGACUUAUGCAAAAACAAUGUGCCUUGUUUUAGAUUGACCCAGAUCGCAGCCUGCUGGAACAGUGCAGUGAUUUACCUUAUGACCCAGACUGGGAAUUUCCUGAAGAAAGACUCAUCCUUGGAAAUGUGCUUGGUGCGGGAGCUUUUGGACAAGUUGUUGAAGCAGAGGCCAUUGGUAUCUUGGCGCUAAAUCCGCGAGACAAGAGCGCAGAAUCUUUUAAACGACGCUCAAAGAUCCGUCGGUCUUCAGUUGCAAAGGACCUGAAAAAGGAAGGUGGUGGCUCGGGAUGGAAGAAUGUUAAAGUCCCUGUUGCAGUUAAAACCUUGAAAGGUUUGCAAUUGAAUUGAAGAAAAAUAAUUUUAACCUUUUUAAUGUUUACACAACAUUGUUUGUAAUACGUUUUGUUUCUUGUUGUAGAGGGUGCCACUGAGGCAGAAUACAAAGAUUUGGCUUCAGAACUCAAGAUACUCAUUCAUCUUGGACAGCAUAAGAACAUUAUCAAUCUUCUUGGAGCCUGUACAAAGGGAAAACGCCUAAUGGUGAUCAUGGAGUUUGCUCCACAUGGCAGCUUGCUCAACUUUCUUAGAGCGAGAAGGGAAACAUAUGACGCGAGUUGGACUAAGACCAUGAACGAGCCAGAGAAGGAGUUCACUUUAGUAGAUUUAGUGAUGAUAGGUUUCCAAGUUGGUCGAGGAAUGUCUUUCUUGGCGUCCAAAAAGGUAAGAGUAGUAAGGUUGUACAUAGUUGGGCUUUUUCCUAACAGCGCCAGCUGUUCUUUUAUUGACUUCUAUCAUUGGUACUCUUUUUUUCCACUGGUUUGUUUUCAAUGGUCUUUUUUAUGAAAGGUUGAUCCGCUUUUUGGUCUUCGGCCAGUCACCUGAUAUAAUUUGAGUUCGUUCUGUUGCCCCAACUUAACGACAAAUUUACACGGUAUGAUAUACCUGAUUCAAUAAAGGGUGGUUUGGAAAUUGGGCAGUUGCUCGUGCAUUAUUUAUUUAUUAAUUGACGUGUGCAUUUAGUUCGUUAAAUAACGUCUUAAUUUUACUUUGCGUUAUUUUCCUUGCUUAUAAGUGUUGUCCGUGACUCUGCUCACAUUGUGGUGGCUCCUCCUAAAAUGUUCUACAAUUUGUAUAGGAUUUAAUGGAGCCGAAACCAGUUGUGGAAUUGCACACAUUUUAGGCAUCCUACUGAUGAACGGUCACGACACGUAGAUAUAUUUUUUUAGCAACUACUAUAAUUUGCAGUCUGUCCACUUUGAAUUGCUUGGCGCUCACUGAGGCGAAUCAUUAGAGAGUUUAAAGCUUCACGUAUACGGCAAAAGGGAAACGUCCGAUUCAAGUUGAGACUUUUUUUUUCAGAAUAGAAAAUGAUCAGAUAAAAACAGCUCAAAACAAUUCUUAUGGAUAAAAAAAUUACGUCACACUUCUAAUUUAGGUGUAGAAAUCAUGAACAGUAACCGACAAGACAUAAACGUGAUACUUAACCUCUCUAUUGCAGUGAGUUCCGUAUGCCCAAUUCUCAAUGUCCCAUUGCCAAAGCAGCCUUUUUUGCUGGAGAUUAAGUAAAUAUCGGGCUGAACUUUCUGUCGAUUUAUAGGAAAAGGCCACGAUAAAUAUUUCCGUCAAGUCAGGCUGAUUUGUAAAAUCUGUCUCAGUGCAAAAAUCAUUCUGGUCGAAACUCCAUGUGUGCAACUUCUCACAUCUGAACACAGCGCGUAAAUGAGACAAGCUACCUCAGAUAUCCAAAUUUUUCCAGUCAAAGCACUAUAGCUGGAACUUCUUGCAGAGGGCCACCUCUCGAAAGCGACUUCUACCAAUUUCUAGGAUUAUGGUUUAAAGAUUUUAAUUGUUUUUAACCUCCAAGUAACGGCGUUGUACAGUCGUGUUCUGAGACUCCGCCCAAUCUUACAAAGACAGCGAGUUUUGCUCUUUCAAUACAGAGUCUUAUUUCUAACCUCCGACGAUAGCUUAACGUUAAUACGCAGUAUUUCAACAGACGAAAUGGCAUUUCAUGUAUUGUGGGUUGUACUUUUCUCUUCAGUGCGUUCAUCGUGACCUGGCUGCAAGAAACAUUUUAGUGGGAGAUGAUUAUGUUAUGAAGAUAGCUGACUUUGGCCUGGCAAGGGACAUCUAUAAAGAUGAUCAGUAUGUCAAGAAUACGCAAGGCUUGCUUCCCGUAAAGUGGAUGGCUCCCGAGUCGCUGUUUGACAGAGUUUACACUGAGAAAACAGACGUGUAAGUACACAAGGUUUCCUUAAUCUCUUCACACACAUUAACCCUUUGACGGCCGCUUUGGUCAUUGGGAUCUUUAGAGAAAGGUGCACAUGUACCUGAUCCUUCCACGGGUACAAUUUAUUUUGAAAUUUUGACCAAUCCUGAUAGAGUUACACAAACUCCAGCAACGUUUUAGGGAAAAAUCCACUUCCAAUUUUGUUAUUUACCUACUACUCUUUGCAGAUUAAAUUUGUCACUUUCCUGGAAAGUUAGCGAGAAAGAAAUUCCACGCGAAAGAUAGGCGAUAAAGGGGGCAACAAAACCGGCUAUAAAAAGGAAAGGCAAAGAGAAAAAAAGCGACAAAAAUAAAAGAAGAGAAAAACGAAAAGAAGAUCCGUAACCAAGUCCAAAUUUUGUCUUAUGUGCAUGCGCAAGAAAAUUUUAAAACCUCCCCUAUAUCCAAUGCCAAAAUUAAGAAAGUGGCCGGAAAAAGGUUUAUACUAACUGUGAAAUGCUUUUUUGGAAACAUUUUCAGAAGCGAAUAUACGUUAAACAAACAGACCCAAAUUGAAUUAAAUAUACUUCUUUUUCUUUAGCGUGCAGUAACUUGAAUUCCCUAAAUUCCUGUAACGGGGUAGGACGUGAUGACUUUCAAUAUUAAUCUUAUUUUGACAGAACUCUUCAGAGAUGUCUACCGAUCCAGCUUGAUAGAAAAUGAAUCUCCUCAGUUUAUCCAAAAAAAUCACAUUUUGGACAUUUAAAAAAAAUGUUUACCAAAGUCUUUGUCUCGUACCUUACUAGUUUUGGCUGAAAAGACAGGUAUUGAUCAUGAUCAUGGUUAUUCUUAUCAAAAGGUGGUCAUUUGGAAUCCUCUUAUGGGAAACGUUUACCCUUGGGGGUACCCCUUACCCUGGCCUCCCAACAGAGCUGCUUCUAGACUAUUUGAGUGAUGGCAAGAGAAUGGACAUGCCAACCAAGUGCCCUCUGGAAGUUUACACCAUCAUGAGAGAUUGCUGGAUUCAUGAACCCGAACAAAGACCCCAUUUUACAACCCUGAUAGAGAGACUUGCCAAGAUAUUGGAGAAGCAUACGACAACGGUAUUGAAUUAUUGUUAUACUGUUGGACCGAUCUAUAUAACCGGUUAGCUUGCCAACUGACGGAAUGGCUUACUCACCUGAUCACCUGACUACCUGACUGACUGAGGGCUGACAGACCGACCAACUUACUUACUGACUUUUAAUGACUGUCUGGCUGAAUUGAUAGGUUGACUGACCAACUAUUGACUUACCGACUGGGUGUCUCACUACAUGGCAAAAUCAGUAUUCGAUUAUGUACAAAGCAAAAACCUUCCCUUGGCCCUUCCCACGUUAUUAUGAUAGUUUUGUGAAUUGAGAUCUUGAAACAGCAUCUGUCAACUGCACUAUCAGCUAUUUAUACGACAGCAACAAAAGCACCUUUUCUUUGUCACCGUCCAUCCGCCUGACCUCUUGCAACGACUGAUGGACUUUGCGCCGGGAAAAGGAAGUUCCUCUGCUGAAGUUUUAUUUUUUUGUUUCACAGGAUAACCCUUAUUUAGCACUGCAAAUGGACGAGGAGGUUCAACCUAGCUCAGGUUACUAUCUUCAACCAGUUGAUAAUGCAGGCGUUCGCGAAUUCAAACGAUACGUGAAAUCACCAGUGCAGUCCCCCACAAGUGACACACAAGAACCCCCACAGUUUGAAGACUUGGAAGGAGGUCAAUACAGGUGUGUUUUCUAUGAUAUUUUAAAUUCUCGUACAUGUAGCUAACUACACAGUUCUGAUAUCUCGCGAGAUCAUAAUCUCUUUUUAAUGGAUACUUCUGGUAGUCUUUUACUUAAUUUGAUUACAAUGUACCAGAAUUCAGUUUGUUUUAGCUUUCUAAUUGAAAGAAAACAAAUAGUAUGGUGAAACUUGUUUUACAUUACUCUAGCUGGUCUGUGUAUCAUCAAAACUGGAGAGUAGCGAAAUGACUUUUCUGAAACAAAUGAUACCCUUUAUACAAAGUCUAAUCUCAUUAUUCUUUGUUGCUAUUCUCAGGUAUGAUUCCCCAUUGCCCACUUUGCCACCAGGCCUGCCCGCCUCGAGCGACGAUGAAAUUCCUACGGAACCGCUCCCUCAAACCCCCCCUCCCUUCGAAAACGACGUCAUGGAUGAAAGGAGGUUUCUUGAAAGGGAAAACAGCGCAGGAUGGGAGAGUGGUAUUGACAUGGACCCAACGGAUGAUGGUUAUGUUGACGACGUUCAAGUUGCCACCCCAUUUCUGCCCCGUACGGGUUAUACACUGGUCGGCAUAGACAUGGAGAACGUUUCUGAACCAAAUGUGUUCUCUAAAGGCAACAGAGAAAAAACCGAGACAUCAGUUUGAGUUUUGGAAGUCCGAUAGUCCCAAUGUUGCCGGUAAAGCUUUCACUGCCAAGGUGCUCAAAUAUGCAAGGACGACUGUGGGGAACGACGCUACAUUCUUCAUUCGGUCCGGAUAAACGAAAUUACUUUUAAAAGUGGUAACCAAUAAAUCAGUAAAAGAGUGUGCAUUGACCGACACAAAACGCAACGAUAGUUGGCUUGAUUAUUAGGGACAUGGUUCUCUAUAUUUCGCGGAGAAAAAAAAAAUAAUAAUAAUAUUUAAUAUUUAUAUAGCGCAAAUUAACAUACAGGAG
Porites lobata is the source of this 26356-nucleotide messenger RNA. The record is from the annotation of a GenBank genome assembly. Lineage: Eukaryota; Metazoa; Cnidaria; Anthozoa; Scleractinia; Poritidae.